Molecule: messenger RNA, 462 nt
Organism: Psylliodes chrysocephalus
Lineage: Eukaryota; Metazoa; Arthropoda; Insecta; Coleoptera; Chrysomelidae
Source: the annotation of a GenBank genome assembly
AUGCAGUGGACUCAUCAGAAAAUGAAACUUUAUGCACUGCAGCGUCAAACCCGGAAGUUGUUGCUUUCAAAUCAUAAAGUUGAUAGUAUAAGCCUUGCAGUCGUUACUUCAAACCCAAAUUCCAAAGUUAACACUUCCAAACCGAAAGUUGGCGAUACAAGGCAUGAAAUUCCAUCUUCUUUGGAGGAUACCUUAGUAACCCCAUUUGAUAUAUCUCCACUACCUCAGGCACCUCCUCAGACGCAGAGUUCAAGACCUUCUCAAGGAGCAACUGUUUUUACCUCCACACCAAAUUAUCUUUUAGUAAAAGAAAAAAUAAAAACACCCAGGUCAACUUUACAAGCAGCUAGAAAAGCCAUAAGCCUAAAGGUGUUUGGAAAAAAGAAAGAAAAUAAAGGGGCAAGUUUUGAUGAAUACGACGCCGCCUGUAUAUUUUGCUUGGAAUUAUUCAGUAAAUCGUAG